This is a messenger RNA of Microplitis mediator, 2487 nucleotides long. Its product is annotated as putative ankyrin repeat protein RF_0381. Gene Ontology annotation, molecular function: protein binding. The transcript has 3 exons. Bases 349 to 2364 code for a protein of 671 amino acids. Lineage: Eukaryota; Metazoa; Arthropoda; Insecta; Hymenoptera; Braconidae. The record is from RefSeq and is a predicted model, not a curated record.
CAAAAGUUGCAAAUGCUAAAGUUGUCGACAGCUUGUCGUCAAGUUGGUCGCAAACUAAUGAAUACCAACUUUUGUACGAGAAACCCUGGUUAUCAGGGUUGGUUCUAAUAAAUUUCUUCUGAAACGAAAGUUGCAAACACGCGCAUCAUAAAGGGAAGCAAAUGUCCAACAAUUUUUUAUCUUCUAUAAACAAAUUAGUGAUUAUUAAAUAAUUAUUUGAAGCACAAGAGAAAUUGCUGACUUUUGUUAUAAUGAGGGCGACAAUUUGUUGUCAUUUAAUCAAUUGUUGACUUAAAUUGAGCUAUAAUUCAACAAUUUUAUUUGUGCUGCUUAGAUACAAGUUAAACUAUGGAGAAUCUUGAAAAAACUAAAGAACUGGAGCGAGAUUUAUUUAUUGCAAUCGAUAAGGGAAACCUAGCGGAAAUUGAGAGUAUCAUCAAUUCUUUGGAGUUGCCGAGUAAUACAGAAUGGUUAUUCGGAUAUUAUUUACUCUGUGUUGCUUUGGAAACUAAACAAUAUGAUGUAGCUAAUCUUUUAUUGAGUAAAAAUGUUCCAGUGAACAACGUCUACGAAAAGUAUAGAAGCGCGCCGCUCCAUUGGGCAAUUAGGUCUUACAAUCCUGAACUUGUUAAAACAAUGCUGGAUAAAGGAGCUGAUAUUAAUGGAGGAAAUCUGCGUUGCUUGAUUGCAUUUCAUAUUGCGGAUGUGGAGAAUAAUAAAAAAAUUCUCGAAUUACUAAUAGACCACGUGUCGGAUAACAAUAUUAUUGGAACAAAUUACCUGGGGCUACUUGGUAAUUUGCUCGAUAAUGGCUAUAGUGAAUUGGCAGAAAAACUUUUGAAAAAGUGUAGUAAGAUUGAUAUUACCGAGGGAAUGAGUACUUUUAACUUAUUAUGCAAAUCCGUUAGAGACAAGUAUUAUGGUGUUGUUGAAAUACUCAUUAAACGAGGAAUAGAUGUUAAUUUCAUCGAUUACACAUGCUACAACUCACAGACUGCAUUGUAUAUUGCUUGUAAAAAUGAGGAUCUGAAAAUGGUAAAACUCUUACUUAACAAUGGAGCUAGUGUGAAUAUUAAGAGUGGAGUAUACAAAGAUAAAAUAGGGUAUACAGACUUUGAUACUAUUAGGACUGAUUUUUUGUAUCCUAUUCACAUCGCUAUACAAAAGUGCAACUAUGAAAUAAUUUUAUUGCUUCUCGAUCAUGGCGCUGAUCUAAGUAAAGGCUACGACUACUCGGAUAGUCAUGGAAAUUCAACAAUGCAUUUAGCUUGUUACGAAAGUUCAUUAGAAAUAGUUAAAUUACUUAUUAGUAGAGGUGGUGAUAUUUGUCUUCAAGAUGAAAACGGUGAUCUUCCAAUCUUAGAAGUUGUUAGUGGUGGAAAUAAAGAUAUUUUUGAAUAUCUUAUUAAAAAUAAAAACUAUAAUUUAUUCGACUACAAAAAUCUUAAAUAUAUUCUUUACGGCAUUACAGAAUGGGAAGACAGUGAAGCGAUCGAAUGGGUUAUCCAGUAUAUUAGAGAACUAGGCCCAACAUCGUCGUUAAAGUACGAAAUAGAUAGAAAUUUGUUUGCUGAUAGAUCAGAGAGUCCAUUACUGCACUCUGUUGCAGCGAGUGAAACUACAGCAUGGCAUCUGGAGAAUCUUAUUGAAUAUGGCGCCGACGUUAACUUUGUAAAUAGCCAGGGAAGAACGCCACUUCAUGGUGCAUUUAAAUACAGGAAAUUGCCAACUAUCAUAGAUUUACUUAAAUAUGGUGCAGAUAUAAAUAGUAAAUGUGACGAUGGUUAUACGCCGCUUGAUUAUGUGUUGAAAAAUCAACUAUUGGAAAAUCGGAAAACAGAAAAUGCAGACAUAUUAUUUGUGGACGACAUGGAUACCGCUGAGGAUAUUAUUGAAUAUACAACCGAACAUAUUUUGAAGUUGAGAUGUCUCAAUUUAUAUCUGAGUGACGAAAAAUAUAAUGAUUUGAUAAAUAAUUUUGCUGAUCCAGAUCGAUUAAAAAAAAUAUAUAACAAAGAAAUGGAAAGUAUGAAGCGUGAGAUAAUUAGCGAUGGUGUUACGUACUAUAAUUUCGUAACUGCUAAUUUAUUCACGUCGCUCACGUAUUUGGAGAACAACUCGAUUUUUGAGAUUCUCAAAUCUAAAAGUUAUUCAGCAAAGUUUCCGGAGUAUGAAAAUAUUAUUAAAGGUUGCUUUUGGAGAGGCCUUGCCAGGAAAAAGCUCAUCGACGAAAUUUCCGAGUAUCCUGACUUCAAAGCGAUCUUUGGAUUACCAUAUCCAUGCAUGAGGAAUGUUUUUAGUUACUUUAGCAACGGUGAUUUAAAAAAUUAUUUACUCAAAGUACAAUUUUUGAACCAAACAUGAAGAAACAUUAAAUUAUUAAAUUUAUAAAGACUUAUGUCGUGUUGAAUUAAUGUAAUUGAUUCAUUUUCCAUUUUACUAUUCAUUGAUUAUUUUCUCAUUCAUUUUUCCAUGUAUAAAAUAAAA